GCAUAUUGUAUUUUUUUUCCCUUUUACUUGUCUCAAUCCGUGGCUUGAGGGGAAUCCUCACGACUCGUUUUAGAACCGGCACUCGAGUACUCAGCUAACGGUAUCAUAACCGUUAUUGUUCUAGUGCGGGUCGAGCAGGGAGGCAUCAGCCCAGCGUUGAAAAAAACGUUUAUGCAAGCUUUAUUGGUUAAAGGACCGUGCGAGCAAUGGCUUUUUGUGCUCGUGUAUCUGCACUCGAAAAAGGGACCUUUUCGCCCGGGGCUGAAUGCCCGUACUCGAGUACACGUGUAAUAAGCGAGUUCGAAAUCAAUACUCGAGUACGGUACUAACUUAGUUACUGAAGUUGAUUUCAUGGAGUGCCCCUCAUUUUCUCAGCCCCGGCUAGCUACUCGAGCACCGGUAUCAUACUCGAGUAGAGGUGAUGGCGGAUGGCAGUGCGCAUGGUUGGGAGAUUGGAGCAUAAAUGGAUGGUUCAAUAUGAGACGAUAUGAUAACAGGUUUUCUUUCCUUUUUCCUAUUCUUAACUUAGGACACUUGGGAUAUCAGUGAAUGUCUCAUAGGGUAACUUCCCUGCAUCCCUUACGUUAUGGAGGAUUGGUCCGGGGAAGGCGAGCGAGCGCCCCCAACUGACAAGUCCUUCCAUAACUCGUUCAGGAGGAAUGGAUGGAGGGGCAACCACUUUGCUGGCACCGUGCACCGCCCGAAAUCGAAAAGCAAAGGCUUAAAUCUAUUUUUCUUUCAAGUUACGGCCUCCCUGUACGUUAUGUUUCACGGGGCGCAUAUGGGGUGUGUGAUGAGCCUAAAAUGUGUUGGGUGUUUGGCUGGAUCAAAAAAAAAAAAUUUAUGAUGAAAGCUUAAAUAUCCACCACCUCCCUUUCAAGCUCUCGUCCCAUUUUCAACCACCCAGUCUUGCAGAACCUCAUACCUUGGGAAGUCCAACACCUUACGACCCAAACUCACCGAUCCUCCCGAUACACAGUUUUCACGAGUCCCACUACCAAUCAAUCACAAUGAGAACUGCCAUCUUCAUCUCUUUCCUCAUUUCCAUCAUCGCAUUCAUGACUACACCGAUCGUCGCGUCCGCUAUCGACCGUCGUGCACUGUUCGAGGGACAGCCCGAUAUUGUCGUUCGCUCGCCAAAGGGCAAGACCAAGUCUAGCAAGAGCAGCAGCACUGAGGAGGAGGGAGCACAAGCGUCCGGAACACCAAGCUUUGGCUUGCCAAACCACGUCGCGCAACUCACCACCGUCGGCGCUGUUGGCGCAGCGGCAGUCGCGUUCUUGAUCUAAAUGUGGGGGGAUAAACGAUUGUAGUUGAGAUUGAAUCGAGUUGAAUUGGCUUGGAUUCUGGCAUGUUUUCUCGUCUAUCAUACAUCGUCUGUUUGAUAGAUAUAUCUUUUUUUGUUAGAGCGCUGUUUAUUGACGGGAUGGGGAAUGGGAACGUACUACUUUACCACGACUUUAGGUUCUUGCGAUGGAAACAUCUUUAGUUAAUAAUCUACCCAUCGGGAAACUACUCUACA
Molecule: messenger RNA, 1522 nt
Organism: Tuber melanosporum (Perigord truffle)
Lineage: Eukaryota; Fungi; Ascomycota; Pezizomycetes; Pezizales; Tuberaceae
Exons: 2
Coding region: 1011-1289 (92 amino acids)
Source: RefSeq, a predicted model, not a curated record